Messenger RNA from Pecten maximus, 5109 nucleotides. RefSeq lists its product as uncharacterized. The transcript is spliced from 7 exons. Lineage: Eukaryota; Metazoa; Mollusca; Bivalvia; Pectinida; Pectinidae. Bases 9 to 3737 code for a protein of 1242 amino acids. The record is from RefSeq and is a predicted model, not a curated record.
AAAAUCAUAUGCGAUACCAAAUACACAAAGCCGGGCCUGAACAGUGCGACACAACACAUCAGCAAGUACGGAAGGAGAUUUUCUUAUAUUCAAGAUUCGAGUGGAUGAAAAUAAUGGCAGUGUACCAAGCGGUAUUGCUGGCUGCAGUCCUGGCUGUGACCAGCUGUCAGUCUCCACCGGUAGUCAACACUCCUUCAGGUCCUAUCAAGGGCAUAGUCGUUCCGACACUCGGAAAGGAUGUCGUGCAGUUCCGGAACAUUCCAUACGCUAAACCUCCCAUCGGUAAACUCCGAUUUGAGAAGACGGUUCCUAUUGAACCGUGGACUGAAACUUUAGAUGGAACAGUUUUCGGACCAUCAUGCUUACAGGAUGUCAAUGGCCUACCGGAGAUGUGGAUAAAGGCAGAAAACAAUAUAACUUCUGAAGAUUGUCUGCAACUUAACGUCUAUGUACCUGGAGCUGUAUCGAAGACGACGAAGAAGCCGGUCAUGUUCUGGCUACAUGGUGGUGGCUUUCGGUUAGGAAACAAUUGGUUCCUUGAUCCUUCGUUCUUGGUGUUCAAAGAUGUUAUAGUAGUAACCACAAAUUACCGUCUCGGAUUAUUCGGGUUCUUAAGCACAGGGGAUGCCGCUUUACCAGGUAACUAUGGCCUUUGGGACAUGAUCGAAGCAUUAAAGUGGGUAAAUAAAAACAUUGCAUCAUUUGGGGGCGAUCCUGAAUCGGUGACAAUUUUCGGAGAAUCGGCAGGAGGCUUUGCAGUAUCCUAUUUAUCAAUUAUUCCAAGUAAUGAAGGAUUAUUUCACAGAGUCAUCUCCCAGAGCGGAGUUGGAAUUGGCGAAAUUUGGAGUGUAAUGGAUCCAUUUAAGAUUGCCAAGAGAAUUGGUAGUCAUGUUGGUUGUAUCACCGAAAACGACUCGACAAUUGACAAGAACGCACUUGUAUCUUGUCUGAAGGAGAAGCCUGCAGAGGUUUUAAUUAAAGCCCAGAUCGAUCCUAGUACACUGGACUUCGGUGGAGUUGCUCCUGUUAUAUUAUGGCCAAAUAUCGAUGGGGAAUUAAUCGUUAGAAAGACUCAUGAAAGCUUAGACGAUGUAACGUCCAAAGAAUCUAUUUUCUUUAGGUCUCUUGAUGUUAUGGCAGGAACGACAGACAACGAAGCAACACUUAUACCAUUCCUACUUUAUAAAUUAGAACAGUCUAGGAAGUUAAAUUUCUCUGAAGGUAUCCCUACCGCUGUACUGUGUGAGGACUUAGCACCAGUCAUCGCUCGAGACGCGUUUAACGACGAAACAUUCGUGUCGGACUUGAUAUGCCAAGCUUACAAAGAGGACAGUCUAGAAGAACAAUCUAGGAGCAUAUGUAAUUUGUGGGCAGAUGUUGCUUUGGUUGCCCCAACUUUACAGUUUCUCGAUUUUCAUUCAAGGGGAAAGACAAAUACAAAUACAUAUCAGUAUUUGUUUACUCAAGAAAUUUCUUUUUACUACCUUUUCCCCAGUCUUCCAUGGUCAAAAGGUGCCGGUCACGCAGUAGAUCUAUUGUAUUUGUUCGGCCCAGGGACUUUUAAUCAACUUGACGAAUCUUUAGCUAGCCCAGAAGGAAGAGCAAUGACCGAAAUUCUCGUAAACUACUGGACUAACUUUGCUAAGACAGGGAAUCCAAAUGGCGACAAGCUCGUUGAGUGGAAAAAGUUUGGCUCAGGUGGACGGAACUACAUGAAUUUAAACAUGGAACCGUUUAUGGAUAAGGAUCUAUACGCAAAGCGCAUGAAGUUUCUGCUUGAGGAAAUUCCAGAUAAACUCAGGAAGAGUGUUAAAACUGAAUUGUAUGUGACAUAUUUCAUCGACAACCGCGCAAGGAUUAAUUCCUUUCCUGCAUUGAAGCCAGGGUCAUUUAAGGACGUGCCUGGGUUCGGAGGUUUAGGAAAACCGGAGCACCCGGAGAAAAACCACCGACCCACGGUCAGUACCAGGCAACUUCCCCACGCAGGUUUUGAACUCACAACCCAGAGGUUUUUUAAGAUGCAUCCCUUCCUUUGCUUGAUCUUGAUAUCCGGCUUGGUUUCAUUCACGUCAUGUCAGCCUUUCCCGACAGUCAAUACGCCUUCCGGUCCCAUCAAGGGUGUGGUCGUCCCUGCCCUCGGAAUGGAUAUCGUACAGUUCCGGAAUAUUCCGUUUGCAAAGCCUCCAGUUGGCAACCUCAGAUUUGAGAAACCACUUCCGGUAGAACCUUGGACGGAAACACUUGACGGAACUGCAUUUGGACCUUCUUGUAUGCAAGACAAACUCCUAUUUGCGGAUUUAUGGGAAAAGGCAGAAAAUGCAGAAGUAACAGAAGAUUGUUUGCAGUUAAAUGUCUAUGUUCCUGGAGAGGUUUCAGCUGAAGUUAAAAAACCGGUUAUGGUUUGGAUUUAUGGUGGUGCUUUUACAAUGGGAAGCACCUUAACAUACGACGGGUCGUUCCUGGCAUCAAAGGACGUGUUGGUAGUAACUGUCAACUACCGUCUGGGCAUAUUUGGAUUCCUAAGCACAGAGGAUGCUGCCAUGCCUGGUAACUAUGGACUCUGGGACAUGAUUGAAGCACUUAAAUGGAUUAACAAAAACAUUGCAUCAUUUGGAGGUGAUCCUGAUUCUGUGACUGUUUUUGGUGAAUCGGCCGGAGGCUUUGCUGCGUCAUACCUAGCUGUCAUGCCGAAUACUGCAGGUCUUUUUCAACGUUUCAUAUCUCAAAGUGGAUCUGCUGUAGGAUUUGUGGGAGUUGCGAAAAAUCCUGCACGAGCUGCAAAAGCUACAGGGAAAUUUGUUGGUUGUAUAGCAGACAAAGACAGUGAUAUCGACACCAGUGCACUUGCAAACUGCCUGAAGCAGAAAUCUGCUGAAGAAUUGAUGAAUGCUCAGAGGGACCCGGGAACACAAUUCUUUGGUUCUUUCUCUGUUUCACCCUUACUUUGGCCCACGAUCGACGGGGAGCUGCUUCCGAGAUCACCUUUUGACAGCCUGAGUGACCCAGCCUCGAAGGAAUCAAUUUACUUUCGAUCUUUGGACAUGAUUGCUGGAACAACAAGCAACGAGGCGUCGGUAAUUGCCAUGUUCCUAGGAUGGCUACAGGAGCCAUUGAACUUCAGUAUGACGGAAGGAAUGCCUACAGCCGUGUUAUGUGACGUCUUUGCGCCAACAUUAGCCAGAGAAAUGUUCAACGAUAAUCCAAUAGUUUCUGAUUUACUUUGUAAAGAAUAUUCCUCUGACGAUAUGGAAGAGCAAGCAAGGAAAAUCUCAAUUAUGCAUGCAGAUACUUGGUUCGUUUCACCUACAGUUCAACUUCUAGACUUCCAUGCUAAUGGUAAAUCUUCCCCGAGAACCUACCAGUACCUGUAUAACCAAAUAAUCAACUUUACCUUCAUGGUCCCAAGAUUACCUUGGAUGGAAGGAGCUGGACAUGCAACUGAGCUACUCUACAUGUUCGGUCCGACAGGUUCGAAUUCUGUAGACGAAUCGUUAUCAACUAUUGAAGGUAGAACAUUCUCAGACAUCCUCGCGAGAUACUGGACCAACUUCGCAAAAACAGGAAAUCCUAAUGAAGAUGGUUUGGUGCCUUGGAAACCGUUCAGUUCCGAAAGUCGGGACUAUAUGGAGUUGAAGUACCAACCAGUCCCACGCCAAAACCUGUACGAAAAGAGAAUGAAGUUUCUUUUGGAGGAAAUACCAAACAAAAUCAAGAAUAAUGUCAAAACCGAACUGUAAAACCAGUAUUGGUGAUGUGAGAUAGUGGUAUAUAAUAUUUGUGUGUAUGCAGGGUAUCCAUUGCGUUUAUAAGGGCACCUACUAGGCAUGUUUCAAGUGGCGCUGACCUGUCUAUAAUGACCACUUGUUGUAGUUUCCAAUAUAGCAGCACUCAAUAUACAAAAUGCAUAUAGACCUCUUCAUCAAAGACACCUACCCAUUAAGGCCAUUUACCUUCAACUGUUCCCUUCAAUUUCCAUUAUCAUCGAAUAAUAAGAAACCAUUGUUAGUCUGAAAGAAUAUUCCACAAAAGAGUUAACUCCGGGUAAACAAUAUCCAUUUGCACUCGGUCCACGCAGGUGGAUAUGCGGACAUCCUGUGGAUGUUUUCAAAAUACAGAUCAAAGUUGAGAGAUAUGUUAUUUUCUGAUAUGUCUCUUGCCCAAUUCCUAUAAUGAUGGGCUGGAGCUACCGUGUCUUGUGCAUGUAUUGAUAUGCCGAAGUGGUUUAAAUGUAUAGGUUUAAUAUUUUAUAAGACUGUUUUGUAUUCAUUGUUGUAGUGAAGUUACAUUAUUUUUAUACAUAUUUAUAGGUGUAUUCUUUUUUCAAUACAGAUAUUUCUUACAAGUUUGUCUUUGUUGUGUAACCUGCAUUAUUGUGUAUAAACGAGCGUCGUGAGAAUAUCGCUUUAAUGUGGAGAACGGUUCUAGAUCUAACAGUAAAUGGUGAUCUGCCAAUGCAUUCAUUUCAAUAAUAGAAGCUUCAUUGACAAAAAGAACAAAGCACAAUAUUUCAACGUAUUUGAAAUAAACAACCCUCUGAUGAAGACUAAACAGUCAUAUAAAAUGGCAUUACUGCAUUUACAGAAAAAAAAUCACCUUGACAAACUUUAUAAACAUAUCUAUCAUAAGCAACGAAGCAUUUGUGAGAUGCCAGAAUAAAUGAACAGCCCAAGAACCGUUGAGGUUUAAUCUGUUCAGUCAAAAACAGGGCUUACCAAUCAAAUGUCUUAAUUGGACAGAUUGAUCUUGCACGUGUUCUGCAAUAUUGAGUCAUCUGAACUUUGACCUAAGUUUGACAAUAUAUCACCAGCAGGUUUUAGUAUAAGGGACGUAGACACUGCAGUGUUUAAUUUGUCAAUAUUUGGAUAAUUAGUGUCAAUAUAUUACGCCAACGGUCCUCUUUAAGUUUUCGGACUUAUUCAAACACCGACGAAACUAUGUUCAUAAACUAAUCAGUGCUUAUGGAAGGAGGCGCGAAUAUCAUAAGUUAUAUAAUUUCUUAUCUAUUUGUGUUUUCUGCAGAAGAUAUAAAAAGAGGCGAGCAACUUAAUUUAUUCAGUCGACGCAGAAAGUCAAAACUAAACACGUUUGCUUGAUUGUAAUUGUGCAUCC